Molecule: messenger RNA, 2064 nt
Organism: Dothidotthia symphoricarpi CBS 119687
Lineage: Eukaryota; Fungi; Ascomycota; Dothideomycetes; Pleosporales; Dothidotthiaceae
Exons: 4
Coding region: 129-1937 (602 amino acids)
Biological process (GO): telomere capping; regulation of telomere maintenance via telomerase
Cellular component (GO): chromosome, telomeric region; nuclear telomere cap complex
Molecular function (GO): telomerase inhibitor activity; G-rich strand telomeric DNA binding
Source: RefSeq, a predicted model, not a curated record
AGCGCGUCGUUCCCAAGCAACCACCCCAAACAAUCUCUCGACGGGCGCUUCAUGUGCCUCAUAUUGUCUGCCAAUCCCUGCAGUGUGUAAGAAUUGUCAAGCUGCAAACGACUACAGUUCUCGAUUCGAUGCCGCUGCCGCCUGGCUUCACGUCCAUCAAGGACACCAACAGGGGGAAAUCAGGUGAUGUAGUCAGCCUGCUCGGAAUCAUAGUCAGUCUGAACGAACCUCGACAGACCAGAGGGUCUGACUGGUUUCUUGAUUUCACCAUCCAGGAUGACUUCACUUCUGGCACCGUUGGGACAUUCUCAGGCGCGAGUAUCAAUUGCCGUCUUUUCAGACCCUCGCCUACCACAUUUCCCAAGAUCUCUGGUGUCAAUGACGUUGUCAUCUUGAGGAAGUUCAAGCUGAAUGACUGGCAUGGCCGACUUGACUGCGUCAGUGAUAAACGACAGAAUUCAGGCGUUCUGGUCUUUCCCGCCAGCAAGAUUCCCGUGCCAGAACUCAGCCAAGCGUAUCAACUCGGAAAUCAGCGUCUUCCUCAUGAAGCCACUUUCGGUACCCCUGAUUUCACUACUCAAGAGCAGAUGGCUGUUAUCCAUACCAAGCAUGCAGCAUCUGGUGCUUUGUCAGAAGUAAGGCAGUUUGCGGCAUCAAAGCCUUUCAAAGCUACGGCAUCAAACAAGCUCUCUUUGAUCAAAGACCUUACUUUCAGUUUGUUCUACGACGUUCGAGCUCAGCUGGUGAACAUAUAUUACACGAACCACGGUACCGUCGAAUUGAAGGUGACGGAUUACACCUCCAACAGAGAUCUCCAUCUCUACGCAGAUCCUGACGAAGAAGAAUCAUUCCUUGUCACAUACAAGAACUGGUCCGGGCCUUAUGGAACACUCACUCUUGAUGUCAUACUUUAUGGCAGCAAUGCCAAUUGGGCGCGAGACAACCUUUCAAAUGGGGACUACAUCUUUCUCAAGAACAUGCGUACGAAGAUGUCGCCUGCCAACAGGCUUGAAGGUGUCAUGCAUGAUGACAAAAUCAACCCAGACCAAGUUGAUAUACGCAAGUUGACCAAUUCAAUGGACAUCAAUGAGAUCAUUAAACGGAGAGAGGCUUACGAGAAGCAACGGACUGGUAAGUCGGCCUUGGAGGUUCUACAGAGUGUACCCCAGAAGCCAUCUGCGAAGGAAUUUGUGGAGAAGAAAACGAAGAAGAGGGAGAAACAACGCUUGCAGAAGGAAACAGAGCAGAAAGAGCUGCAGAAGAAAUAUGAAGUAUGGGACGCCGCGCGCAACAUUAUCAACGGCAAUGUCGUGGCGCGAGACCCCGACAUUCAGUUGUCUACAAUCUCUGAAAUCAUUUACAAUCCCUCUCUUCAGGUACAAACACCAAGCAGGAACACCGAGUUUGCUCUUCCGUUCGUCAAUUGUAAGCAUCGAGCCCGCGUUAGAGUAGUCGACUUCUUUCCACCCAGACUGGAACUCUUCGCACGUAGCACGAGGGAUCCUACAUGGAACGAAAAGGCAAAGGCACAAACUCCGAGCAAAGAACGUUGGGAAUGGAGUUUCGUACUCCUUCUUGAAGAUGCAAAACCACCUCCCAAUACGGUGUCUGAGAAGUUGCGUGUUGUCGUAGGGAACGAUUCAGGGCAGUAUCUUACCAAGCUGAAUGCUGUAGAUCUCAAGAAAACCCCGAAUGUGUUGGAGCGGCUUGAAGAGAUCAUGUUCAUCCUUUGGGGCAACGUGUUCGAGCUCAAAACCGAACUGAGGAACAAAGGAUCCGACCUGCCGCUGCCACCUGGAGACAACAGGUUGCAGAACAAACCAUUCGACUGUAACAUUGUGGAAUACGGUGCCGAGGUGCCUGUCACUGAUGAAACACCAACAGGAUAUGAGCGCAAGCAUAUGCUUUACGGGACAACCAUCAGGUUUGAUCCGUAGAAUGUCGACUAAUGUAAUGGAUGACCAGAAUUGUACUAAAGCCAGGUAGGGAGUCUUUGUCUAAGGUUGGUCUUUAUCUUGCAUCAAGAUGUGCAAUGGUAAGCCUGUGUUAUGUUGCUAUCUCAAG